AUGCCUCCGCGUCCCCAGAUCGUCGUCGACCGCCCCGGCUUCGUGUCUGCCGGGUCGCAGCAGUCGGUGCCGUCGGUACCGUCGCUGUACGUCACGCCCAGCAACACGAGCCACAACACGCCGCAUAGAAGCAUCGACCGCUCCGCCUCGCUCGUCAAUAUCCAGGGCCCGGACCACCGACAUUACCUGUCUGUGCCCAGUGUCUCCGACCAGAUCUCGCCCACCAAAGUGUUGGGCCCGACUAUCUCGAAAAUUGGCCGCAAACGCCGCGCCAGCGUGUGUUUGCAGGUGCGGUCCAAGUUCGAGGAGCUCGAGUCGCUCGUGGCAGACAACGUCGACAAGCGGCUUGAGAGCAUCGAGACAGAAAAUAUGAACCUGCUGAAGGAGCUGGACUUCCGCACGCAGGAUCUGGAGCUGCUGAACAGACAUCUAGAGGAAAAUUUGGACAAUCUGACGGGCUUUUUGAACGUGCUGGGGGCCAAGGAGCAGGAGAUCGACCAGCUGUGCACGAGCGACAUAUUCAGCAACCUGAAUGAUCUCAAUUCGCGGCUGGACGUGGUCAAGCGCGAAUUGGGCGUCAGCAAAGCGAAAUUGGACAAUUUCGACGCAGACCUCCGCGUUGUCGAGGGACAGAAAAAGAGCGAAAUCAUUGCCCGUGGAGUGCAGCACAACAUGCUGCUUCUGGCACUGGUGAGCGUGGUAUUCUUGAUAAUUAGCAUAUACUGA
Ogataea parapolymorpha DL-1 is the source of this 726-nucleotide messenger RNA. RefSeq lists its product as uncharacterized. The transcript has a single exon. The record is from RefSeq and is a predicted model, not a curated record. Lineage: Eukaryota; Fungi; Ascomycota; Pichiomycetes; Pichiales; Pichiaceae. Bases 1 to 726 code for a protein of 241 amino acids.